AUGCAACGAUCUUUGUUCCCAUUCAUAUUAGUUCCUUUGACUUUAUUAAGCUGGCUAAGAGCCUAUCUUAUAUAUCAUGAGGCGGUUGCCGGUCUUUAUGGUGUUCAAGUAACGGACUAUUUCAAGAAUGAGUCGACCGAGUUGCCAACGUUUGAUAAUCUUACAAUUGAUGACCGACCGGAAAAUAUCUUCCAUUUCAUACAGGUAUCAGAUCUACACAUAUCCAAAUAUUAUAAACCUGGCGGUGCUUCUCAUUUUUUAUACUUUCUUUCCUCUGCGCUUCCUGUUGUUUCGCCCUCUUUUGUGCUUGUAACUGGUGAUUUAACCGAUGGAAAAGGACAAUAUAAUGGUAGAUCGCAUCAGAUAAUUGAUGAAUGGACAACAUAUCAAACUGCAUUACAAGAAUCUGGUGUUCUCAAUCGUACAAACUUUUGGUACGAUAUGCGUGGAAAUCACGAUUGUUUCAAUGUGGGCUCUUGGGAUAGUGACCAUAACCUAUACAGAUUAUACAGCGUUGUAAAGAAAAGAGGUUUUGAUUUUACGGUAGAAAAAAACUUUGGUCGAUAUAGGUUCAUUGGAAUUGAUGCAUGCCCAAAAUCUGGCCCUUCAAGACCUUAUAAUUUUUUUGGCUAUUAUGAGAUCAAUGAUAUGGAUCGACUAUCUGAAAAGUUAUUAGAUUCGUCUAUAAAAUCGAAUCAUACUUUCUUGCUCGCUCACUAUCCUAAGGCUACAUUAUUAUAUGGAAGAACUUCUAAAGGUGAAACUUUUGAGGACUUAUCAAAUCAUAUCAGCGUUUACAUGUGUGGCCAUUUACAUAAACUCGCUAUUGGUCUUGGUGAUCACUUACAGAUAUAUCGACCUACUAAUUAUCUAGAGUUAGAACUAGGAGAUAUGAAAGUUAAUGCUAUUUAUCGUAUCUUAGCUAUUGACCAUGAUUUAGUCAGCUUUAUUGAUGUUCAAUUACCUCUACCCGAAAUUCCUCUAAGAACCCCUCCGCCACCGGCGGUUGGUUUUUCGAUUUUGCCUGAAAAAUUGUCCUAUCCACCGAUCAUAUUAAUUACUAACCCUAAAGGAUCCGCAUACAGUAUGAAAUAUCGUGAGCCUGUACAUAGAAUAAAAUAUAGUACACAUAUAAGAAUGUUAAUAUUUUCAGAUCAUAAUAUAGAUAAGAUUACCAUCUUUUUGGAUGGAAAGGUACAUGAUCAAGAUGUGAAUUAUAAGGGAAAUUCUAAGAAUGAUAAAGAAUAUUUACCCCUCUGGACUUCUCAAUGGGAUCCUUCGAACUUUGACGAUGAUAAAGAUCAUGUAAUUGUUGUCAAAGCCCUUGAUACUUCGGGUCAAGUAGGUGAGAGUAGGGUAAUCUUUCGUGUAGACGGUAAAAGGAGUAAUAUGAACGGUGGCAUUGGUGAAGUUUUAAUAGGUCUAGAUUGGGCCGCAGUGGCUCGAUUUGGCUAUAUGAUUUGUCAUGUAACACUCACAAUUUACAUGCUUGCUACGAAAUUAUACGUUACUUAUAACCCGGACCAUCCUUUGAUUGUUUCAUUUCAUGCUUCCAAAAAAACACUUACUCGAUCCUAUUUUCGUAACUUGGUACCAUCAUUACAACAAGGUGGUUAUGGCUUGUUCUGGUUAUACGGCAUACAAUUUUUCCGUAAUUUAAGGUGGCUACCAUUAGCCGAUACAUGGAGGCAUGGUGCAGCAGAUUUUGUCUUUUCAAUUAUGACUGUUAUAACAUGGUUUGUGAUUAUUACAGGUGAUAGGAGAUGGAGAACAAAAUGGCUAAUGUGGGGAAUUAUACUUUGGCUAUGGAGAGGAAUCGAACUAUAUAAACUGUCUCAGAUAUAUGGACAUUUCGUCUUUUGGGCAAAUAUACAAACAUUUUGGUGGCUCUUUUGGGGUUGGUAUGGAAUCUCAAAAGGAAUAGUAAGCUAA
Racocetra persica is the source of this 1932-nucleotide messenger RNA. The record is from the annotation of a GenBank genome assembly. NCBI's taxonomy places the organism in Eukaryota, Fungi, Glomeromycota, Glomeromycetes, Diversisporales, Gigasporaceae.